AUGGAGCCAUUACAAUCCUUCCACUUAGCAACUGCGUAUGCGCCACUCACGAAGAAUUCCGCCUUCAAUCCCAAUCUAAUCCCGUUGGCUGGUGCCCCUGAUACCCUGGCUUUCUGCCACGUCUUGCAGCAUUAUAUUGCCUACCAAAACAACAAUGGUGCCUUUCGGUAUCAAUAUGACUCAGUCAUCUUUUCCCAGUGCUUCUAUCCGCAAGAAGCUGUAUGCGCUGCUGAUUCUGACAAAGUGACCAUCCAGAUGCUAUUCGACGAGGAAGCGACAAGAGUUGAGAAGCUCAACUUGCAUAUAGAUCUGUCAUCCGCAAGUGUGGAGGCUUUUCUGCGGUCUGGAAAUCGCGUUGAAUUCAAGCGACUGUCUGUUUUUGUCGUCGAACUCAACAUCGGCUCAGGGUCGCUGGCCCUAUCGUCAAGAGACUCGACCGCCGGUUGCAUAAACCACGUCCGGUUGCAGACGAGAAUUGCUCGAAAGUCUGCAUAUGUCGAGUUCGUUGCCAGAGCUGCAGCGGCGGACGUUCUAUCAAGCUGUUCUGAUACUCUCUUCCCAAGGUCUCUUGAUUGUGGCAAGGCGAUCCUCGAAAAUCUUGGAUACAUCAGUCGGGAACGUCUUCCAAUCCUUGAUAUCUCGGAUGCUUCUAAACUCAAAUGA
This is a messenger RNA of Cladophialophora psammophila CBS 110553, 663 nucleotides long. RefSeq lists its product as uncharacterized. Bases 1 to 663 code for a protein of 220 amino acids. The record is from RefSeq and is a predicted model, not a curated record. The transcript is spliced from 2 exons. Lineage: Eukaryota; Fungi; Ascomycota; Eurotiomycetes; Chaetothyriales; Herpotrichiellaceae.